This is a messenger RNA of Pseudopipra pipra, 2580 nucleotides long. Its product is annotated as atherin-like. The record is from RefSeq and is a predicted model, not a curated record. The transcript is spliced from 6 exons. Lineage: Eukaryota; Metazoa; Chordata; Aves; Passeriformes; Pipridae. The coding region runs from base 301 to 909 and encodes 202 amino acids.
CACAGUCACUAAUAUUCCAAUCUCCAGACUUCCUUAACUGUCUGUAUUGAAGGAUAAUGAUACAGCUUCAGAACUACAAAGGAUCUGUCAAUUCCAGAUGCGUCACUGUAAAAAGUGGGGUAUGUUCAAGAGCACCUGCAUGUACUUCGUUCUCCUUCCUUAAACGGGAUCUAUUCUGAAUUUGCCGUGCAGAAGGUAAAACAGUGCCUUCACCGCACACCACCAACACCAGUCCCCCACUGCCCCCCGCCCCCAAAGCCCCACUUUACUGAUGCACGUACUCCAGCGAGCACAUCCACCAUGCAAGUGGACAUAGGUGUGGAAGCAUCUCUGCACUGGCGACAAAGGACUAUUGUGCUUGUGUCACGUCGCUCGGAACCCCCGGAGGACUCCCGCUCCCAUCGCACGGUUUCCAGCCCGACGGGGAUUAAGCUCUUCCCCAGGGGAGGUGUGAUGCUGGGCACGGCGUCCCGUCUCCCCAGCCCGCGACUGGGGCAACCCGACGUCCUCUCCCCCCACACCGCCCGCUGCCGGGCGGGCAGCGCCGUCCGCCGCUCACCCACAGCGCUGGGGGGGCCGGGGACGAGGCCGGGCGGGCGGGCGGGCGGUGGUGGAGGGUCCGCUGCGCCGCGUCCCGCCGGCUCUCGCCCCCCGCAGCCCACUCACCGGGGGGCGCACGGCGGGGCAAGGGGGGAGCAGACCGACGCCGCGGUCUCCUCUUCUCCCCCCAGAGGCUCCCCGAAAGUUACUCUACCCUCACGGGCGGGCUCCCCGUGGCCGCCACCCCCGACGGCACCCCCACCGCUUACCUGGCGGCUGCCUGGGGGCUCCCUCACGGUGAGCGGCGGCGGGGCGCGCCGCAGCCGAGGCUGCCUCUGCCGCCACCUUCACAGCCCCCUCCCGAGAUGAGUGAUGCGCGGGGCGGCGGCGGGGAGCGGACGGCGAGCCGUGACAUUUAACCGGGCGUCAGCAGGGUCGUGCCGGCCCCUCGGCGCAGGCGGGGGUGCCUCUCCUCCCUGGCGAUCACCGCCCUCCUCUCCGCGGGCAGGCUGAGGCGCAGGGCGAAGCCCAGUCCAUCCCCGGAGACCCAGACGCAGCGCGCUGCCCGAGCCGCUGGCGGCUCCUUUCCUCUCCUCUCCUCCCGCCUGGCAGUCACCGCUGCCCCUUCCCUGCAGCGAGGGGCGACAGACGCGGCAGCCGCAGCCGGGCGGCGGAGGCGAGGGCUGGGCUGGCCGCCUGCCCCUCGGUGGGGCCAGGCACCAGGGGGACAGCAGCGGGGCGCGGUGGCGGGCGGGCGAGCGAGCGAGGCGGCGGCUCCGGCAGCGCGGGGAGGCAGCGCCAGCUCGAGGUGGCCGCGUCCGAGGCCUCCUCGAGACCGUGCUGUGGAGAGGACGGUGGCCUUUGACGGUGUGAGGGCGUCUCCAGCCUCUUCCCCGCUUGCUUGUCUUGCGCUUGCUGCUGGAAGAGCUGUUGCUGCCCCUGUUCCUCCCUGCACUUCGCGAAGUCAGCGCUGCAUGAGUUUUGGAGCUCGGUACCCACUCUGUGUUCUUUGUCCUGUUUGAAACAGUUGCGUUUGACACAUUUUUUAACGGAGUACGUGGAGUGUCAGGGAUGAAUGAAGAAGUAAAAAUAAAUAACUGAACAUCUGAAAAAAAAGCCUCUUCAGUCUCUGGAAAAUCUUGUCUUCAGUGGUAACCACGAGAUUUUCUAACAGUAGAGUAUAAGCAAAUUCUCAUUCUUAGGUGUAUCAGAAGAAAUUCAUCCUCUCAGGGCCUUGUGAAAACUUACAAGCCUUAAUGGAUCUCACCAUGGCCCUUGGCCCAAGAGCCCCAUUUCUGAAGACUAUGGAACUACAUGUUAAGGCAGACACAUCUGCCACUGGGAAUGUCCUGGGCCCUGGCUCUCCAUAUCCUUGAGGAAGCAGACGACUGCUACUGCUUCUGGACAAUAACCUCCCUGAUUAAUGCCAUUUGAGUUGCUUUCUUUGGAAUUAAUGUGAAAUUUCAUUCACUGUUUUUUUUUAGAAUAAAUGUUCCACAAUUUUGGAACUUCAGAAUACAUUAUCUGUGUCUGUAUAAACCCUCUCCUGGACACGUGUGAUUGCUUUUGCAUGCAAAUAAUUUUAUCAAGGAACAGAAAGUAUGCAGUAUUUCAAUUCACUUAUAAUAUCAAUCUAAGGGUGAAUGGUGUAUGAUAACUUGCACAAUGUAUGUUAAAUUAUGCAAAUGUUUUACUGCCAAAAACUGUGAGAAAUUCCACUCCUUCACCCCCUGUCCACUGAUGAUUAAUGAGACCAUAUUAAGCGUGAACACAGGUGCUUUCAUCUCACUGGGAAAGAGUAUGUAAACUAAAUAACAAUAAGAGUUGUAUUACAUUUCUAAAAUUCUAACACUGAAAAUAAAUAUUUUGUUAUUGAAAAUAGUAUGGAUGAUGGCUUCGAAUUUUCCUAAAAAGUAAAUGGAUUCCAUCUUGAUUUACAACCAUUUCUACUUCAGAAUGGUAAGAACAUAUGUACAUACAACUUUAAAUUAAAACAGCAGUUGCAUUGGUAAAAUAAUUAAAAUUAUGAUUAUAUUAUUA